This is a messenger RNA of Sitophilus oryzae (rice weevil), 956 nucleotides long. RefSeq names its product THAP domain-containing protein 1-like. Bases 200 to 901 code for a protein of 233 amino acids. The record is from RefSeq and is a predicted model, not a curated record. The transcript is spliced from 3 exons. Lineage: Eukaryota; Metazoa; Arthropoda; Insecta; Coleoptera; Curculionidae. Gene Ontology annotation, molecular function: sequence-specific DNA binding.
CGACAGGAAUGACAAGUGACGUGACAGUUGACAGCUGACGGCAACGACAAGCGAGGGCAUGGCCAGGACGCCAUCUUGACAUUUUCAUUUUUCAUCCGCUUUUCGUCAUUUAUCGGCUAAGCGUAGUUGUGUGUGCUAGCGUGUUUUCCGAAGUAUUUUCUUUGCUUUCUUUAAUAUAUUAAGUUAUAUACUCUUAAUAAUGUCUGCGAAAAAGUGUUCUGUUCCUGGAUGUAUUAAUGGAAAGCCUAAACGGCAUAGGUUUCCGAAGUCGGAUCCUGCCAUUUUUAGACAGUGGCUUGUUAAAAUCGACAGUGCAAAACUAUUUUCAAUGGACAAUGAGACAAUUUACCGCUUAUGUAGAGUGUGUGACAAACAUUUUACCCGUGAUUGUAUUGUGGAAGGAACAAAACGAGGUUUGAAACGAACUGCUGUUCCAACUUUAUAUUUACCAGCAUCAAGAUCAGCCAGCUGUGAGAUAAUCCCACAACCUGGGACAUCAAGUGAGGGUUAUGAAAUUGAUGUACCGAGCUCUAUUCCAACACUUAUGGAUCAUGACUAUAUAGCAUAUGAAUCGCCUAAGACUGCUACAAAAUCUGUUGCAAAUACGAGCCCAAUAGUUCAUAAGACAGGAUCAGCAGCAUCAAGAUCAGCCAGCAGUGAUAUAAUCCCACAACCUGGAACAUCAAGUGAGGAUUAUGAAAUUGAUGUACCGAGUUCUGUUCCAACACUUAUGGAUCAUGACUAUAUAGCAUAUGAAUCGCCUAAGACAGCUACAAAAUCUGUUGCAAAUACGAGCCCAAUAGUUUAUAAGACAGGAUCAGCAGGUAAUAAAAACAAAUAUAUAUAUACAGGGUGUUUCAAAAAACAUGUGCUAUUUCUCGUGCAGAGAUUUCCUACUUAAACAUCCGAUUUAUUUUUAUAUCAACACUGGUCCAAUUUUACUUUGCUUCAAUGAU